UACAACUUUUGAUACAAGCACACAGGAAAAACUAGCAUCGAUUUGAAAAUAAACUAUUACUAACACCGAGUGAUGACUAUAGGUCAUCACAGUCUAUUUGUCGCUUUUCCUUGGUUUGACCGUCAGUGAAAGGUGGAAGUGAUGCAAUGUGUCGAUGCACCUGUAACUCCCCUCCCCUCCUUGGACAGCGCACACAUCAACCUGGUAGUAGGCUAGGAGCAGCGGGACGCGCGAGCCACUGGGUGGAGCAGGCAGCGUCGCGUGCUGCGGAACACAUUCGGUAGGUUGUUAACCGCGCCGCGCGCGGUCUGGAUGCAGAUGCGGGUCGGCGAGCGUAAGCGCGAGGAACAGGGGGGAAAUGGCGAACGGGCGCGGGCAGCGGUGCGCCUCCUGAGGAUACACUAGGCAGAGACACCGGGAGUGGAGGCAGUCAGGCAGGCGGCAGGCAGCUCGAGGACACGCAGUCAGUGGAGGAGAAGAAGAAAGGGGGUGAACCAUGGAGGACUCGGAGCCCGCAGAGGACGGCUUGCUCGCGGGCUUGCGGUGGAACAGGAGCGCACGGGACCAAGCGCAGCUCAAACACAAAAUUCGGGAUCUGCCGGGGCUGCUCAAGCACGGGCUGCACCUGCGGAAAAAGAGCCAAUCACCCGACACUAUCCCUGGACCAAGCACCGGGUCUGCAGUGCACAAGUCUUGCUCCCAGAGUUUUCCAUGUGCCGGUCGAUCUGUGAGGAAUGCCUUCCUCUCUCAUGGACCGUACCCAGCCAAAGAUAAGAUCCACCUGGCCAGAAUCAUACGGCGUAGCUAUGUGGGAGUGGAGCUGGUGCAGUGGCUGUGUGAGCAGUGCGUGUACGUGCGCUGUCGGACUGCUGCUGUGCGUGUCUGGCAGGUGCUGCUGGAGCUGGGAGUCCUGCUGUCUGUGGACCAACGGGUGGUGUUUUCGGACUCUAACACUUACUACCAGUUCAGUUUUGAAGAAUGUGACUCUGCUUCCUGCGAGUUUCGCUCCAAUGAGGGGGAGUGGCCAGAAGCUGUGAAACUCCUCCUACAGCUUGCUCCAUAUGUCCAGUUUCGCUCUGGUGGUGGGGCCAAUAGCCCGUCAGAGGAAGACUCUGAAGGUAACAGGGACAUCUGCAGUGAGAUUCUUCAGAUGAAAGCUCUGGAGAGGCUGACUUCCACGGUGCAAAGUGAGUUGGCAGCUGCUCUCGCUAGAAAGACUCGCAAAGCUCUAUCAGAGCAGGACUCUGACACAACUGAAACAAGCUGCCAGGAAUCCAGCACUCCCAGUGAGGAGAGCAGCCCGCUGGGCGGGAUGUGUGCUCUGCGGGACGGGAACAGAAGUGGCGGCAGCGGCGGGAUGGGGACCGUUUGCGGCCGAGAGGAGCUCACCAGUCGGUUGGGUCUGGAGGCCGUCCAGCGGCUGGCAAAAGAUGGCUGCCGCCUGCUGCAGAACCACAACUACCGUCUACCUGACAGGAACCAAGCGGAAGCAGUGGGGAAGGUUUGUCUGAAGGAGAGAGGACGGGACGUGUUGGUGUUGCGGAGAGUAACGUCAUCAGUGACGUCGCCGUCCGACCGGCCCUCACCUACAUCGUCGGGGGGCGUGUCCAGAGAGGACGACUGCAAUAAGAGGUACGUGGUGGUGUCAGGAACGCCGCUGAAGAUCUUGGAGCAUCUGCUCAGCGACCUCCGACUGGACGAUCAGAGAGGAGCGAUGGAGAACAGAGAGAGCGAAAUGCUGCUGGACGACUUCCUGCUGACCUACCUUGUGUUCAUGUCCACUCACGACCUCUGUCAGGCGCUGCUGGGACAUUAUAGCAGUGUGCGCUGCAGGGGCCAGGAGGAAGGCAAAGACGCCCUCUUUAGGAAACGCAAAGUACUGCGACUCGUGUCCCACUGGAGCAGGCUAUACAAGGACUUCCUCAAAGAAGAGGAGCAUGUCAGGAGCUUCAUGAAGACGCUGUACAGGUACGUUCUAGAGGAUCUGUACGAGUUCCCCUCGCUGGAGAAAGACCUCAAAGAGUUUCAGAAGCUUCUGCGUCGCAGACACACAGUGGACGACUGCCCUCCCAAUCAAAAGAGUAAGCAAACGUACCAGCAGAUGAGCUUAAAGGAGAACAGUUUGCAGCUUCGUAAUUCACCAGUGGACCAGAGAGAGGUGAUAUGUUGCGUAUACGUGAGUCUGGACUCCUACCUAAGUGUCCACACACACCCGGCUCUGGAGGCUCGGGAGCUUCUGCGGAUUCUGGGUCUGAAGCUGGACAGAGCAGAGGAGGACAUGGUGCUGGCCGUGGUGUCGCAUACUGGAGAGCGGAGGGUGUUGCAGCCCAGCGACUGUGUCUAUUCAGAGUCUCUGACCCCACAGGGGAAGCUGGUGGCCUGUCACAGGGACCUCACUGAGAUGUUGCCUCCGCUAACGGACUGCUCUGAGUUGAGUAGGAGGCCUGUUCGUCUCUUAGGCAUCAACACCUGGGAUGUGGCUGCUGCGCUCACACACCUGGACUGGAGUCUCUUUAAAUCCAUCCAUGAGCAAGAGUUGGUGUACUACACUCUGAGUCGCGCUCCUGGCUCCGGCCACACGGCGGCGCUCUCGGUCCUCCUCCAGCGCUGUAACGAGGUCCAGCAGUGGGUCAUGUCCGAGGUGCUCAUGUGUGUGUCGCUUAAUAAGAGAGUGCAGCUGCUAAAGAAGUUCAUCAAGAUCGCAGCUCACUGCAAAGCCCAAAGAAAUCUGAACUCUGCGUUUGCCAUUAUAAUGGGUCUGAACACGGCUGCUGUCAGCAGACUAAACCAGACAUGGGAGAAAUGUCCUGGGAAGUUCAAGAAGUUGUUCUCAGAGUUGGAGCUCAUCACGGAUCCAUCUCUGAACCACAAAGCUUAUAGAGAGGCCUUCAAAAGGAUGAAACCUCCCAAGAUCCCUUUCAUGCCUCUUCUCCUAAAAGAUAUCACUUUCAUCCAUGAAGGAAAUAAGACCUUUCAUGACAACCUGGUUAACUUUGAGAAGCUGCAUAUGAUAGCAGACACGGUGAGGAUGAUUCGCCACUGCCAAAGUGACCAGCCAGGCAACGAGGUGAUCGGAGUGGACAGCGCGGAGGUGAGGGCGAGCGUUCACUACCUGCACAUCAUCGACAAUCAACAGACGCUGUUCGAACUGUCGCACAAGCUGGAGCCGCGCGCUUAAGCAUAAGCGGGAACGGCAGCCUGUGUGACAAGGGGGGUCUUUGUACAGCAAACUGUCACACGGACACUGCAGCAAGAUCACACAACCAGCGAUGCUGUGAGAUGGACACCAGUCUGUCGUCCAACACGGUCCACGUUGGAAAGGCUUUCAUACACUCAACAUUUGCUUGUGAGGGUGUUUUUAACCUCCGCACGCUCCCUGGGAACCUCCUACAGAAACCGAAUCCGUGCAGGAAGAUGGAGAAACUGAGCGAAGCGUCAAGGAGGCUGUGAUUAGUUUGUACAGUACCCGCUGGGCUGAUUAGGCCUUUGUUUUCUUCUCAUCAUCAGUUGGUUAUUUUUCCUGUUCAUCAGGUGGAAUAUUCCUUUAUUUUUGUAAAUCUCGCUGCUCCCAUUGAACAUCAACAAAGACUUGAUCACCAUGUCUUCAUUUCAAACCCAAAAGCAUUAAGAUUUUCAUUUAAAACAAAAAAAAAAAGAAGCUUAAUGUGCAGCAUCAUAGACUGUCCUUUAUGAUUUCUGUUGCAUAACUCACCCUUAUUUUCAUAGACAUGCUAUUUAGUUUUGAAACCUUUUUAGUUAUUGUGCAGGAAUUACUAAAGCCAAUCAUCCUCUCACCUCUAUGAUGUUUUAUUGUGAAUAGAAACGAUCAGUUAGCUUUGUACAUACGGUGGACCCGACGGUUUUCAGUGCCAAGCGUUUCUGUUGAGCGCUGCAGGCCGGCUGCGCUGCAGCUCUCCUGUUUUGCUCGCCCCGUUACAAGCAUGACGUCCGCUCCUGGGAUCAUGUGAAGGCAACCUGACUCCUCGCAGAGAUGCUUUCUGUCGAGAAGUGCUAUUGAACCUGGUCUCUAUGAAAACGGUCCUAGCAGAGAUCAGUGUUUCUUUUUAUAUAUAUAUAUCUUUAAGGUUUAUUGUGUCCAUGUCUUUUAUUCACAGUGCAGCACAACAGAACAGCUUUGAUCCACUGAUUCACUUUCAUAGGAAGAAGACGGAUAAUUAAUACCUACUGGCUGAAAAUAAUGUUUUGUUUCGAAACAAUCUCAUUUAUACUGUGAGAACUAAUUCAGGAUGCUGACAGAUUAAUGGAACCAAAGGAAAUGGCUUUGAGAUUUUUUCUUUCGUGUUGUUUUUUUUUUUUCCCAAGUCACUGUGGGGGAAAGCCUGGCUAGAUAAGAAAAAUUUCUAUUUUAUGCCCGCACACAAAUCCAGCACGAAAGCAGAAGGCUAUUGUCUGAUAUACUGAUGCUUACAAAUCAACAAAUCCUUCGUGUUGCUCAUUGGUUAUUUUAGUACAUUUCUGUAAAUGCCUUUUUGUUUUCCCCCCUUUCCUUGUCACUCCCUUGCAAUAGUGCAGCUGUGAUAUUCUAAAUGUUAACUCAGAUAAGCAUUUGCUGCCUUUUUUAGACUUUCCUAAGGUUUAAAUUAGGAAUAAAGUGCAAUACUGUGAAGAUUCACUUACAAGUGUUUAUUUGGAUUUCAAAGAAAGAGCUUUUUUUUUUUUAAUGGUUGUUACAUCAAUAGGAGACAUUUACCACAAACUGUGCCAAAUGUGUUCAGCAUUCAUGGUGUGAAGAAAUAUUUCAAAAUGAAAAGUUCUCAGUCUGACUGUCACCAUUAUGAUUUGGAUCCAUUUGGAAGCAUUGUUGAGAGCUUUAAACACUUUAUCUUAUACAGGAUUAGAGCCCAUAAAAGUGACAGAUGUUCAGGUGUUUACUGUUUAAGAAGUUUUACUUUUGGAAACUGAAACUAUUCCGGUGAAUCUGCUGGUUUGUAUUUGUUCUUUUAGAAGUUGGUCAGGAUAACAGCAAAAAAAUAAAUAAAUAAAAAUGUUACAGUCUUAAAUUCAGCAUAGUUAUACCAGCAACCUCUUAGUCUACUAAGAUAAAACAAUUUGAGAUGUCAACUUUUUUAUAUGAUAAUCACAAUUAAAUCUUCUUUAACAAUAUUACAGCUUUGUUGUAAAAAAUGCUCUCACAGCGAAUAGUCGCUAAGGUUUAUUCAUCAGAUUGCACAUCUGUUUUGAGUUCAAAGUAACAUUGAAAUGUUUUCUUUUUGGUUAGCGUAGAGUUGUGCAUGAUGUACAUACAGACGCCCUUUGCUGAUCACGUGUAAAGAAGUUAAGUUGGUUAUUUAUUAAAAACAUGUGUUUAUUUAUACUGACUAAACGUCUUUGGUUUUUGUGCCAUCCACAGUUUCUUUGAGGAGAGCAGGUGUGAAGCAUCCGGGGUCAAAUACGUUUUGUGCUGUAAUGUAGCCACUAGAGGGCAGCAGAAGUGCAAUAAGUCUGUCAAACGUUGAACGGACAGCAAUACAACAGGAGGCUGUAUUCAGUGUUUUAUUAGCCGCUGUUAUAGAAGUGUACAGUUCUGGGGUUUUUUAAAGUUGUUGUUCAAAACAUGUUUGCAUGAUAAAAAAAAACAACACAAAAUUCACAGUGUAAGAGUUUAAGGAAAAGACUUUGUACAAUUGUAAUAUUGUUUAUGUGUAAAUAUGCCCUAUGUUUGGUAUGUUAUUUAUCAGUUGUAAAAUGGAAAAGAAGUGAAUCACAAAGCAA
This is a messenger RNA of Gambusia affinis (western mosquitofish), 5733 nucleotides long. It is a transcript of the gene rapgef5a, whose product is annotated as Rap guanine nucleotide exchange factor (GEF) 5a. The transcript is spliced from 26 exons. Gene Ontology annotation, biological process: Ras protein signal transduction; positive regulation of GTPase activity. Lineage: Eukaryota; Metazoa; Chordata; Actinopteri; Cyprinodontiformes; Poeciliidae. Gene Ontology annotation, cellular component: plasma membrane. The record is from RefSeq and is a predicted model, not a curated record. Gene Ontology annotation, molecular function: guanyl-nucleotide exchange factor activity. The coding region runs from base 497 to 3178 and encodes 893 amino acids.